This is a messenger RNA of Mytilinidion resinicola, 1704 nucleotides long. RefSeq names its product kinase-like protein. Bases 1 to 1704 code for a protein of 567 amino acids. Gene Ontology annotation, molecular function: protein serine/threonine kinase activity; ATP binding. The transcript is spliced from 6 exons. NCBI's taxonomy places the organism in Eukaryota, Fungi, Ascomycota, Dothideomycetes, Mytilinidiales, Mytilinidiaceae. The record is from RefSeq and is a predicted model, not a curated record. Gene Ontology annotation, biological process: intracellular signal transduction; peptidyl-serine phosphorylation.
AUGGGUAAUUCGAGCGGGAAGCCCCUGGGACCGCCUGGCGAAGAAGUGAACCUCAAUCACUUCCGCCUGCUUCGAGUCGUCGGCAAAGGAGCAUUUGGCAAGGUUCGCAUCGUCGAGGAGAAGCACUCCGGCCUCACAUUCGCUCUCAAGUACAUUCGGAAGGAUGAAGUGGUACGAUCUGAGAGCGUGCGGAAUAUCAUAAGAGAGCGGCGGAUGCUGGAACAUCUCAACCACCCAUUCCUUUGCAAUUUGCGUUUCAGCUUCCAGGACAUUGAGUAUCUGUAUAUUGUGGUGGAUCUAAUGAAUGGCGGAGACCUGCGCUUUCACAUCUCGAGGAAGACCUUCACCGAAGAAGCUGUACGCUUCUGGAUAGCACAAUUGGGUUGUGCUGUGCGCUAUAUACACCAGCAGGGUAUUGUCCACAGGGACAUCAAGCCUGAUAAUGUUUUGCUCGACUCUGAUGGACACGUACAUUUGGCUGAUUUUAAUGUUGCUUCCGAUUUCACACCCCACAAGGCUCUAACAAGCAAGUCGGGAACCCUGGCAUAUCUCGCACCUGAGGUAUACGAGGGCAAAGGCUACUCAUCCGAAGUUGACUGGUGGUCGCUCGGUGUGCUCUUUUACGAAUGCAUUUACAACAAACGGCCAUUCGAGGCCAGUAACCAUGACGGGCUCGCCGAAAAAAUAAAGAAGGGAGAGCCCACGUUCCCCGUAACAAGCCCACCAGUCACCAUGCCUUGUCUGCAUGCUAUCAGUUCGCUUCUGGAAAAGGAUCGCAAGCAAAGAAUCGGCGCUAUCGGCUUCCACACUUUUUCUGACAACCCGUUCUUUAGGCCACUCGAUUUCGAGGCACUGGAACGAAAAGAGAUCGAGCCCAUCUUCAUACCCUCGAGCGAGAAAACCAACUUUGACGCAACGUACGAUCUCGAGGAGCUACUCCUAGAAGAAGCACCCCUCGAAGCGCGAGCGAGGCGGCAAAAACCACGUGAGCAGCUGAAGGACGAUGCAACAGACCAAGAGAUUCGGGCCGAAGAGCUACACAAGAUGAUCGAAACCUUGUUUGAGCCCUUCAACUACACCACCGUAGCGGAGCAACGUCCAGCAGCCGCACCGGGCAUAGUCGCAGUCGUCGAAGAUCCCACGGCCACCAAUCUGAGCAACAACAGCAAUCACACUCCCACCUCGACCUCGUCCCCCAACGACUGGCCCCGCCCUACCUCUCAACCCAAAUCCACCGUCAACGACAAUCUGCGGCCCGCUGUCUCGCGGUCCAACACGAACCACCGCUCCACCACGCACUCCCCCAACGGCAGCCCGCCCCGCCUCCACAACCCCCUCGCCGCGCAAACCCCGACGCCCUUGGGAUCGCCCUCCUCCCAGCGCGGCGAAACCGCAGAUUAUUUCCCCACCGACGACGGCACGAUCCCGCCAUCCUUCUCGCGGCCCAUGAACCGCCAGCGCGGCAGCACGCGCAGCACCAGCAUGGGCGGUGGCGUGCAGGUCGUGCUGAACGAGACGGGCUCGUGGAGCGAGAUGGCGAACCAGAGCAGCGCGAUGCUUGCGGACAAGAACGCGCAGAUGGAGAAGCCGUCGGGGAUGCUCGGCUUUUUAAGCCGGAAAAAGGGACGGGAUCGGAGCCCGAAGGCGAAGGAAAGGGGCGUGUUGGGGAAAGAAGGCGCGAGAGUCAUUAUUAGUAAUACGUGA